This is a messenger RNA of Xiphophorus hellerii (green swordtail), 3058 nucleotides long. RefSeq names its product trans-2,3-enoyl-CoA reductase a (gene tecra). The record is from RefSeq and is a predicted model, not a curated record. Gene Ontology annotation, molecular function: oxidoreductase activity, acting on the CH-CH group of donors. The coding region runs from base 738 to 1766 and encodes 342 amino acids. The transcript has 11 exons. NCBI's taxonomy places the organism in Eukaryota, Metazoa, Chordata, Actinopteri, Cyprinodontiformes, Poeciliidae. Gene Ontology annotation, biological process: very long-chain fatty acid biosynthetic process.
GAUAUGCAGCUGGCUAUGUGAGCUGAUUCGCUGACCCUGUUGUGAUGAAAGAUAUCUCUGAUCUCCUCCCAAUCAGCAUUUUCUCCACUCUCCUCCCACCACAAAGCUUUCAGAGAUGAUUUAACACAGAGCUCCAGAGAUGAACAUGUUGUCUUUGUUCCAGAGUUUCAGAAGAAGAGAUUGCCAGCUCCAUGGGUGGUCUCAGGGUGGGGGACUGGGGUACCAUGUGUUGGCAGAUGGAGAUUUUGCAACCAAGUGUGCAGCAAAACAGACAGGAUAUGUGUUUUACAAGUCUAAUGAAGGCGCAUUGGCAUGUGUCACCGAACGGAGCUUCAUACGGCUUCCUGAGGUUACCAAGCCGGUGCUGAGCGAAUCGGGCAACUUAUAUUUAGCCUUGCAAAUGGUGCGCUAUGGAUUAUGUCUUGGGGCUCUCCAGUUUCGUCUUCGGUGCGUUUUGUUUCAUGCAAGGACUGUGGAUGUCCAUGAGGCUGCUGUUCAGGUACUGAGCAGGUCUGUCUCAUAGUCUCAAACCAGCUCUUCUUUUUCAUUUAAACUCCAUCUCCUUUCUGAACUCUGGAAGAGACUUUUUUUUUGUCUUUUCUGCACUGAGAUAUCUUCAGUUUGGAUCUUAAGAUUUUGCAAGACAAAAGCCUGGGAACUUUUACUUUUAGUGUAACUAGGACAUCACAGUUUACUUCACUGUACUUUCGAAGUUUUGGCUCAAACACCAUCAUAUCAUGGAUAUUCUAGCCUUAGAAGCAAAAAGCCAAAAUGGAGCAGAAGCUGAAAAGAAGCCUACACCCAAGCCAAAGUCAAAAGCGCCCAAGAAGGCUAAAAGGAUUGUUUACUUUGAGGUGGAGAUCUUGGACUUGAAGACUAAAGAGAAGCUGCUGUUGCUGGACAAGGUGGAGCCAACAGCCACAGUUUUGGAUAUUAAAUCCUUGUUUCACAAAUCAUAUCCAAAGUGGUAUCCAGCCAGACAGUCUCUGCGUUUGGAUUCAAAGGCCAAGUGUCUCAGGGACGAGGAAGUUCUCCAAAUGCUACCUGUGGGAACCACAGCCAGCUUUUAUUUCAGUGACCUGGGACCCCAGCUCACAUGGGGAACAGUAUUUUUAGCCGAAUGUGUUGGUCCGUUGAUUCUUUACCUAAUGUUCUACUUCCGCCUUCCCUUCAUUUACUCUCCAAAGUAUGAUUUCACCAGCAGCAAGCACUGGGUUGUACACUUGGCCUGCAUGUGUCACUCCUUCCACUACAUCAAGAGGGUUUUGGAGACUCUGUUUGUCCAUCGUAUCUCCCAUGGGACCAUGCCUCUCAGAAACAUAUUUAAGAACUGUGGCUAUUACUGGUGCUCUGCGGCUUGGAUGGCAUAUUACAUCAACCAUCCACUCUACACCACACCCUAUUACGGGCAGCAGCAGGUGAACUCUGGGCUUUACAUUUUCCUGUUCUGCCAAGUAGGAAAUUUUUCAAUCCACAUUGCACUUCGUAACCUAAAAGUUCAAGGCUCAAAAGUCAAGAAAAUACCUUAUCCAACAAAAAAUCCCUUCACAUGGAUUUUUUGGCUAGUCUCUUGUCCCAACUACACAUAUGAGCUGGGAUCCUGGAUUGGCUUCACGGUGAUGACCCAGUGUGUGCCCGUGGCGUUCUUCACCAUCGUGGCCUUCGUCCAGAUGACUGUGUGGGCUAAAGGCAAACAUCGCAGCUACUUAAAGGAGUUUAGAGAUUAUCCCACCCUCCGCUCAUCCAUACUGCCCUUCAUCCUGUAAUAGAGUCUGGCGAGGAGAACUGUCAUUCCUGCUCACAUCCAUGAGGUUAGGGGUGUACAGGUGCAUCUCCAUAAAAUAGAAUACCACAAAAGAGCUCAUGUGUUUCGGAAAUCCAAUCCAAACAGUCAAAUAUAGAUUCGUGCAGCUCUGACUGUGGACUUGAGAAAACAGUGGACCAACAUCAGCAGAUGAUACGGCUCUCCAAAUCAUCACUUAGUGUGAAAACUUCCCAUUGGACCUCAAAUGGCUCAAGAGUGGCUUAACACAACAAAUUCAACAACUGUAGCUCAUGUCCAUGAGACGUCUGUGUGUGGCACUGACUCCAGCUGCAGUAAAUCUCCCCCAUGCCCUGGCUUAAACAGUCAAAAAAAAAGGUUAAUCAAAAAUGCCACUAUUAUUGUUGCUUGUGCACAUUUUUCCACCACACUUCUUCCUUUCACUCAACUUUCCCACUACAGUAUAUGCUUGGAUAGAGCACAUUGAACGGCCGGCUUCUUUUGCUUACCCUCCAGUGACCAUCAAUUCGUUGUAUUUUAAUUUGCUUAGGCAGUGAAGUUUGGGUUUUCACACAGUAUGAGUCAAAAUAAGCAAUUGAGAUACAUUUAUCUGUGACAGAUUAUAUAUAAACUCUAGUUUUACUUUUUGAAAGCAUUUAACAAACAACUUUUUAAUGGUGUUCUAAUUCAAGGAGAUGCACUGUAAAUGCCUUUUGGUCAUUUUUUUCUCUGGGUGUUGGACUUUUAUGGGCAAAUAAAGGCAGCAAAUUGCAGUAAAGUCUUACCAUAAAGUGUGUAAUUUAGUGAAAUGUGUCAUUUUGUGUUUUGCUACUUUAUGUUUUAAGAUACACAUUACAAAUUGCUCCAAAUAUAUUUAUGUUUAUAGAGAGAGAGAGAUGUGUGGAAAAUGGAGUGACCCCUUCUUGAUUUUCAAUUUUGAAUAUUUAUUACACUUCAUUGUUUCAUGUUCUGAAAACACUGAAAGUGAAAACAGGAAGGAGGCAAGAACUUUUUCAUACUACUGUAUAAAUAAAUAAAAAAACAUUGGACACUUACCCUUCAGAUGGGAAAUGAAGUGGCUAAUUUUGCUAGUUUAACCGAUGGCAGCCUGGGGCUGCUAUUGCGACUAAAUGUUACUGAUACUUCCGUGAUGCAAACUUUACAAGAUUUUUCAGGAAGAAAAUGAGCAGAAAUUUGUUUAAGCAAAAUGUUUGUUUUCAAAGUUUGGAAUAUUUUCCUCAUUCAUGCAAUGAAACUGCUUUUUUCCCCAGAGAGGUUCUAAGUAAAUAAACAAUU